UGUCCUCCACUAUAUCAAACAGUCGCCUACAGCCCACGUUCUGCUCCGAGGACCACACUGGCCAAAAUAACAACGCCUGGCUGUAAUAUUUGUUGUGAAUGGGAUAAAGCAAGAGGACAACACAGUUUAGGACUUCCACUGUCAGAAGGGUUCACAGAGUUGUUCAGUAUUAGCUGUCUGACCCGUCAUGUCCCUGUGUACCUGCAGGUCAUCGCCCAGGACCGGGAAGCUCUGCUCAGUCAGUCCAACUGGAGGAAGAUGGUGCAGAAGGUAUCUCAGUUUGGGAUCAGAACUGGAACCUUCAACUGCUCUAAUGACUACAGGUCAUGUAUCAAGCGUGGCUGGCAGCGCUCCACCCUCAUCAUGUCCGUUCCCCAGACGUCAGCAUCCAAGGGUAAAGUCAUGCUAAAAGAAUACAACGGCCGUCGCAUUGAAACGGAGCAUAUCUUCCGCUGGAUGACCUCACACGUGGCUCAUCGAAUCAAAACCCUGCGUCAGUCUGAGCAGCUGGUGGAGGAGUGGCGCUCUGACCCGGCCCACCCGGUGAAGAUGUUUCUGUUCGCUCGUCUGUCCCAGCCGCCCGCCUUCUUCUCCGCGCUGUCCGUCAAGUUCACCGGCAGGAUUGAGUUCAUCUUCGUGGAUGUACGUCACUGGGACGACCACAGCAUCCUAUCAGAGAUUGAUGUGACACAGAGCCCCGCCUACAUUCUCAAGAUGCCGGAGGGCAUCUAUCGCUAUGGCAACAGUACCGGGGAGUUCUUGUCCCUGGCUGCCAUGGAUACUUUCCUGCGUUCCAUCCAGCCGGAGGUCAAUGAUCUGUUUGUCCUCAGUCUGGUUCUGAUCAACUUGCUGGCCUGGAUGGACCUCUUCAUCACACAGGGAGCAACAGUGAAACGAUUUGUGGUUCUGAUCCGAACACUUGGAACCUACAACUCCAUACUGCUGGUGUCCUGGCUUCCUGUUCUGGCUCUCCUCCAGCUGCCCUAUCUGGAAACUCUGUAUGGUUACAGUCUGAAGCUGCUCCGGUAUGCUGACACCACCACAUUGGCCAGCCUGGUGAGAGAUGACUGGACCUUCUACUCAUCCCACCCAGCUCUCUUCCUGUCCACCUACCUGGCCCACGGCCUGCUGGUCGACUACUUUGAGAAGAAACGCCGCUGUGGCAUCAGGAGCCAAGAGGACAGCACCACCAACCUGGAGUGGCUGGCCAGUCUGUGGGACUGGUACACUUCCUAUCUGCUCCACCCAAUGGCAUCGCUGCAGCAGGUCCCGUCUGACCACUCCGACUGGGAGGAUGACCCCCGCUUCUUAUUGGAGCGUUUGGCUUUCCCUGAUCUCUGGCUUCGCCCUUUAGUAAACAUGGACUAUAUUAAAGCCCUGCCCACCUGGAGGUUCCGAGCUGUUGGUGAGGAGUCGGAUAGUUCACAUUCAGACACAGAGAGUGGGGAGCCGAUGGAUUCCCCUCCACACGGCAGCAGCAGACACAGGAGGUCUUUGUGCAAUCAGGACAGCAACACACAGCCGCCUGUGUGCAACGACGUGGAGGCCGGCAGUAGCUGUCGGCCCUUCUGCUGUCGCCAUGGGAACAGAAGCUCGCCAUCUGCCAACGGGGCAGCGAAGGACGGCUGCCUCUGCGAUUGGUCGGUGUGGCCCUGUGGCGUGCUGCAGUGCUCCGAGUGUGUGGUGUGUCUGGAGAACUUUGUGAGCGAGGAGCUGCUGAUGGCUCUGCCCUGUGGCCACGCCUUCCACCAGCACUGCAUCGCGGUGUGGCUGGCAGCUGGCAGACACUGCUGCCCGGUGUGUCGCUGGCCCAGCCACAAGAAGAAGCAGCAGAGCCCUGCACAGAGCCCUGCACAGAGCCCUGCUGACAACACACUGCAGGCCUGAAGGUGAAUACUCCCCCUGUUGGUUGGCACUGAGCUCAGUGUCCAUGGAGACCGUCUGAUGUCAUCACAGCUGGAUUGGAGUGAAGUUGGGACGGGGAGGAGUUCAGCAGAAAACACUGCUGCUGUCAUCAUCAGCUUGCUUCCAUACUGUUGAAGGUGAUGUGCUGGCCAUUACUGCAGACGGGUGAAAGUGGUUUCUGCAUAAGGAGGACAUGGAUUCACACAGCAACCAUUGGUGAAGUCACAGACAACUUGGUAGUGCAAUAAAAACUUCUUCUGGUUUUGCCUUCUUUCACCCAGAAACCCUCAGUGAGAUUUCUUCCACAUGGAGCGUAUUUAUCUAAUACUUAUCAAGUGCAUCCAAACACAGCUGUGUACACUAACGGCUCUAUCCUGUAUGUGUUUGUGUUGUAUUUAGAGCUGGAUAGUCUUCUCUAUUGAGCGCUCCCAUUGGUCAACACAGGAAAGAAGUACAACAAUCAAUCAGUCAGCACAGCGCUACAAUGAAUGAAUGGAUGAACCGGGUGUGUAAUGUCACACUCGGGUCCUUCUGGUUCUGGAGGUGUUGACAUGGCCCCGCCAUCAACUCCUCACAAUCUGCAUUUUUACAUGACUCAAGUAUUUGUGUUUCCUGUCCCGCCCCCAUCAUUAGUGUGUACCUUUGAUCUGCCCGAUCACAUCUCGUAGUUGUACCAUCUCGAACCCAAACAGGUGAGGAUACAGAGCACAGCCUGGUGGUCAUAGUGAGGAUGAGCUAUUCAGCAACAUUCUGUCCUGAACUUGCAGAGGUUUGUCAUUAUCAUCUCCAAUAUGCUAUGAAAGCCCAGUAAUGCCCUGUCGGCACAGAGCGUGCUCACGUUGAUGUGAUGCAGGUGUGUAGAAUAGAGCAGCAAUAGGCUGCUCACAUGCACACUGACCUGCUGGCAUGAUCUGCCUCCAUCACACUAGUCUCUGGUUUAGGAAGUGCCAUCACCGAUCAACAGGACGGCUUCACACAUGAAAGGUUGGAGGAGUCUGUGUGUCUGUAAGAUGGGACAGAAGCAACAGUCUGCAUGGACCACAACACUAAACCAUGUCCACGUGGUGUUUGAGGAUCUAAAGGAAAGUUCAAACUAUAAGAGAAUGUUAUAAUGUCAGAGAUGAGCAUGUGACUGUGAUCAGGGGCCACAAGCCAUCUACAGCAGCCGUUAGCUCCAACACUAAAGCAGCCCAGAUAAAGCUGCAUUAAUCAAUGCUUUAUACUAGCAGUAGGUCUAUGUAGUGACAAACACAGAGAACUCUACCUCUGCAGUUCCCCUUCAGCCUGUUAGCUUGUCUUUUCACUUUCAGCUCUGCUCGCUCUCGUUUCCAGCAGCAGCAGUUUGUACACUAGCUGACAUCAGCUAACCGCUAGCAGCAGACAGACAGUAGAGGCUAGCAGGUGAACACAGUGGAGCUAAGAGGAGCACAAACACCUGCUGCUCUGUGUGUGGAUCCACCUUAACCUCAUGGGAUCAUCAUAUGUCACAUGUUGUGUUGAGUUUGCUGAAAAAUUCAAUAAAUAAAUGGACCUUUAACAACACAGUGGUAUUAUUUAAUCAUGAUGUAUGAAUGACCUGAAACAAUGUUUAAAUAAACCUAUCAAUGAUUGAUAUAUGUGUGUUCUCUGUGCAUGGUGCCUUUACGGCGUAUGAUUGGUGCGUAUGAUGUGUGAAGGUGACGUUAGUUUCAGGGCUGCUGGCACUGGAAGAGGAGACUGCUCAGUGUGCAUGCUUUCACUUUCCUUCAUGAUGUUCAUGUCCACACCAGGAGCUGAGCUGCAGGCAGCAUCACCACACUGAUGUUCAGCAGAACAGUUGACUUUCUUUACUCAAUUAAUAGUUUCAUCCCUAAACGUCUCAAGAAAAGAGACAAAGCUCUUAUUGAAUAACUAUCAUUUAAACUAUGUUGUCUCACUUUAUCAAAGACAAUGAGCGGAUAUUCUGACAUUUGGAAGUGGAGGUUCUGGGAAGACCUCCAGCAGCUGUAUGGUAUAAAUGACGUGCUGCCAUUAGAAGAGGACGGGCUCGUCCUGCUGCUGCCAGCACCCUGCACACAAGCUAAGGGAGCACGUUUACAACUUAACACUCACACAUGCUGUGCUCAGAUCUCAUUCUGUCUCAAAUCCCACCUGUGGAGCUCCAGCAGGCUUUGUUUCUAAACUAAUUGUAAUUCAUCAACUUGUAAGGAGGCUUAACUGUAAUGUCUCAGCUCACUCCUGUCCUCUUUCUGUGUGUGAAGGGCAGGAAAAGAAGGGGGGGGAGUGGUUUGGUCAUCAUCUUGGGUGGGACGGGUCUGUAGCUAUCAUUGAAUCUGACACACAUGAGACAACACCAAUCAAUCACUGCAGGCUGCAGCUCAAUGUGAUUCAGUGGAGAACACAAUGUAAACCGGAGGCCACCAGACUCCAUAACCCAACAGAUCAAAUCAGUCAAAAUACAAAUGAUAUAAAACAAGUCAUAUUUUCUCUUCAGAGUGAUGUGUUGGCGGACUCUUGAACUAUAAAAGCUUUCAUUGGACCAGCAUGCGCUGGGUCUCAGUCAGCAUAACCCCAUGUUCACUGUGGAGCAGAUGGUAGGUGGUGAUCUGCUCCACUAAAGCACAAUAUCAACUGACUCCAUGUGGGCUUUAUUACCUGAGGCCUUCAAGAGGUUAUCCAUCCAAAUCUAGUUUUGAGACCUUUGUUGUGUCAGCUGAUCAUGUUUUAGUAUUAGUGUGUGUGUGUGAGACGCACUCUGUACUCUGAAAUAAAGCUGAUUCUAACCCUGUGCUUGUGGAGCACAAACAUCCAGACUCCAUGCUCAUUGCUCAUUUAUUCAUUCAUUUUACAGUCCUCAGCUUAGCUCUACUAGUUAGCUAGGAGCUCAUUUACAUAUGUAGUCCCUGGGCAGGAACCAGAAUAACUUAUCUGUUAAAAAACUGUAGUAUAAAAAUAUGAUUAAAACACAGUACAUAUUCACUGUACAGCAACAACAUUAAGGCAGCACAACACAACCACAAGCUGUCACAACAUUAAAACACAUCAAGUGU
Anarrhichthys ocellatus (wolf-eel) is the source of this 4934-nucleotide messenger RNA. RefSeq names its product E3 ubiquitin-protein ligase RNF103-like. The transcript is spliced from 5 exons. The record is from RefSeq and is a predicted model, not a curated record. Gene Ontology annotation, molecular function: ubiquitin-protein transferase activity. Gene Ontology annotation, cellular component: endoplasmic reticulum. Gene Ontology annotation, biological process: ERAD pathway; protein ubiquitination. Lineage: Eukaryota; Metazoa; Chordata; Actinopteri; Perciformes; Anarhichadidae. The annotation marks the transcript as partial.